Rhagoletis pomonella (apple maggot) is the source of this 2155-nucleotide messenger RNA. RefSeq names its product aarF domain-containing kinase 1-like. Gene Ontology annotation, cellular component: mitochondrial inner membrane. The transcript has 3 exons. The record is from RefSeq and is a predicted model, not a curated record. Lineage: Eukaryota; Metazoa; Arthropoda; Insecta; Diptera; Tephritidae. Gene Ontology annotation, biological process: mitochondrion organization; protein phosphorylation; lipid homeostasis. Bases 359 to 1906 code for a protein of 515 amino acids. Gene Ontology annotation, molecular function: ATP binding; protein kinase activity.
GCUUGUCAGUCGGGUAUUGUUGUUCGCGGCAAGCGCAUGUGUUGUAUGGUUGUGUUAAGGUCAAAGUCGAUGCCUUUGUCGUCGUCAUCGUUGCUCCGUCAUGAUCGUCGUCAUUAACAUUUUCAAUUCAUUAAAUCGGUAUCAAAAGUCAUGUUAGCUCUUGACUUAUAGCGCUAUUUCACGUGUUCUUACAUUAACCAACUGGCUCUCAACUUAAAUACAUAGUACGUGGUAGUGUUGACUCGAGCAAAUUCUAACGAUUUCACAAGUAUUACUUAAGCAACAUAUACUGUCUACAUUCAUACAUCGCUGUGCUGCCUUGCAAGUAAACACAUCGAGCAACAAAAGUGUGCCAUAAAUGUUUCGUCGUGUCCUUUCGUACAGCAUCAUUGGCGCUGGCGUCGUUAGCACCGGCCUUAGUCUACACACAAACGACUACGAUGUCAACUCCUUGGGUAUUGUGCGUCUCGGCCGUUCGGCAAUCACUGUUUUCGAUGUGGCACUCACUUACAAACGCGAACUGUUCUAUCGUGAGUGGGACAAAAACAUGCCCGAGUAUAAAGCGGAAAAGAGUCGUGUACACAAAAUAGCCGCCCAAAAGUUACUAGAACUGAUUUGCGUCAAUAAGGGUGUUUACAUAAAAACUGGCCAACAUAUUGGUGCAUUGGAGUAUUUACUACCCAAAGAAUUUGUACAAACAAUGAAAAUACUACACUCGAAUGCACCACAAAAUCCUAUCGAGGAUUUAUACAAAGUCAUACGACAAGAUUUAAAACAAAAUCCUGAGGAUAUAUUUGAGACCUUUGAACCAAAUCCACUUGGAACUGCAUCGCUAGCGCAAGUGCAUAAGGCAACACUCAAAACGGGCGAGGUGGUCGCUGUUAAAGUACAACAUCCCUAUGUGAAGGGAAACUCCCGCGUCGAUAUGAAGACUAUGGAGGUACUAGUGAAAUUGAUGUCACGCGUUUUCCCCGACUUCAAAAUACAAUGGCUAGUCGAUGAGUGCAAAAAGAAUUUACCUGUGGAACUGGAUUUUCUGAAUGAGGGCAAAAAUGCAGAGAAAGUAGCGAAGCAAUUUCAAAAAUACUCAUGGCUACGUGUGCCGAAAAUUUAUUGGGAACUAAGCUCACCGCGUGUACUAGUCAUGGAGUACUUGGAAGGUGGCCAGGUGAACGAUCUGGACUAUAUUAAGCAGCAUAAAAUCGAUCCAUUUACUGUGUCGAAUAAGAUUGGACAAUUGUAUUCGGAAAUGAUUUUCACAACGGGUUUCGUGCACAGUGAUCCUCAUCCUGGUAACAUACUUGUACAUAAAAGUCCAAAGGGACAAGUAGAAAUCAUAUUAUUAGAUCAUGGUCUCUAUGCGAAUCUAACUGACAAAUUCCGUUAUGAAUACUCAAAGCUCUGGCUCAGCAUAUUGAACGUCGAUCGACAGGCUAUGCGUGUGCAUAGUCAGAAUUUGGGUAUCAAAGGUGAUUUAUAUGGAUUAUUUGCUUGCAUGGUUACGGGGCGACCGUGGGAGACACUAAUUCAAGGCAUCAACAAAGUGAAGUACACCAAAGAAGAGAAAGAAACGCUGCAAGACAACACCUCACUUGUAUUGCCACACAUCGCCGAUGUGUUAGAGCAAGUUGAUCGCCAAAUGCUGCUCAUACUUAAAACCAACGACCUGAUUCGCGGCAUAGAAGCUACGUUACGUACACAAAAUCGCAUGACUGCCUUCUGGGUUAUGUCCAAAUGUUGUGUUCAUUCGACUAUUAGUGAACAAAAAUCACUGGACUCAACGCGUUGGAAUGCGCUGAAAUUGUUGGUGCGUGAGAAGUGGGAAAUAUUCAAAUUGAACAUCUACUAUGUGUACUUGGGCUGCAUUAAUUUUGGCUUUUUCGCAGCGUUAAAGCAGCUGUUAUAGAAUUAAAUGUGCCUUAAGGAAUUUUAAUUUUCAUACAAAUAUACAUAGAUAAUUUAUGGUUGGCAUAUGUGUAUAUAGUAUAUGUAUGUAGAUAAGUUGCUAAACUAUUUAUGCUACUAUGUACAUCCACCUUUUUUAAUGUAACACUUCUCUCAACUAGCGGAUAAGUGAGCUGCAGCGUACAAAAUACUUGUUGUAAGUUAAAAUAUAAGGCGAAAUAAAAAACUCAGUGAAAGUGACUAACAAAAA